Molecule: messenger RNA, 666 nt
Organism: Orycteropus afer afer
Lineage: Eukaryota; Metazoa; Chordata; Mammalia; Tubulidentata; Orycteropodidae
Product: alpha-ketoglutarate-dependent dioxygenase alkB homolog 7, mitochondrial
Exons: 4
Coding region: 1-666 (221 amino acids)
Biological process (GO): fatty acid metabolic process; DNA damage response
Cellular component (GO): mitochondrial matrix
Source: RefSeq, a predicted model, not a curated record
AUGGCCUGGAGCGGGCGGCUAGCGCUGCGGACGUUGCCGGGCCACAGCUGGGUGCGGGGCUCAAGCCCGGCUGUGCUGAGCCGCCUGCGGGACGCGGCCGUGGUGAAGCCUGGCUUUCUGAGCGUGGCCGAGGAGGAGACGCUGCGUCGCGAGCUGGAGCCGGACCUGCGCCGCCGCCGCUACGAAUACGAUCACUGGGACGCGGCCAUCCACGGCUUCCGGGAGACUGAGAAGUCACGCUGGUCGGAGGCGAGCCAGGCCAUCCUGCAGCGCGUGCGGGAGGCUGCCUUUGGGCCCGGGCAGGCCUUGCUUCCCCUAGUGCACGUGCUGGACCUGGAGCCGCGGGGCUACAUCAAGCCCCAUGUGGACAGCGUCAAGUUCUGCGGAGCCACCAUUGCUGGCCUGUCCCUGCUGUCCCCUAGUGUCAUGCGACUGGUGCACACCCAGGAGCCUGCAGAGUGGCUGGAACUCUUGCUGGAGCCAGGUUCCCUCUACAUCCUUAGGGGCUCGGCCCGCUAUGACUUCUCCCAUGAAAUCCUUCGAGAUGAAGACUCCUUUUUUGGGGAGCGCCGGAUUCCCCGAGGCCGACGCAUCUCUGUGAUCUGCCGCUCCCCCGCUGAGGAGGUGGGGUUAGGGGAGCCCGGACAGCCCCCUGCAGCCUGCUGA